Rhodotorula graminis WP1 is the source of this 1926-nucleotide messenger RNA. RefSeq lists its product as uncharacterized. The transcript has 12 exons. Gene Ontology annotation, biological process: pyruvate metabolic process; malate metabolic process. Lineage: Eukaryota; Fungi; Basidiomycota; Microbotryomycetes; Sporidiobolales; Sporidiobolaceae. The record is from RefSeq and is a predicted model, not a curated record. Bases 1 to 1926 code for a protein of 641 amino acids. Gene Ontology annotation, molecular function: NAD binding; malate dehydrogenase (decarboxylating) (NAD+) activity. Gene Ontology annotation, cellular component: mitochondrion.
AUGCCCGCUCCGACUGCGCUCCUGCGCCUCGCUACGCGCCGUGCCGCCUCGCCCGCGUUCGCCGCGCGGCCCGCCGCCGUCGGGCCGAGCGCACCGUCGCGCAGCUUCCAGUCGGCCGCGCACCAGGAGUCGCCCUCGCACAAGCUCCGCCUCCAGACCGAGGAGGGCCAGGCUGUCGCGCCAGAGCACGACCAGCUCCACGAGAACCAGGAGUACACCGAGCACGAGAAGAACCUGCGUCCCAUCUGGACGGCGCUUCGCGGACGCGCCCUCUUGAACGAGCCGACGCUCAACAAGGGCGCCGGGUUCACGUUCGAGGAGCGCACGUCGUUCGGGCUUUGCGGUCUCCUCCCGUACGAGGUCCACUCGCUCGAGCAGCAGUGCAAGCGCGCCUGGGCACAGCUGCAGGAGCGCCCGAACCCGCUCGCCAAGUACACUUUCCUCUCGUCCCUGCGCGACCAAAACAUCGUCCUCUUCUACUCUCUCUGCCUGCGGCAUCUCAACGAGCGUGCGUCUCUGCUCUCUUUCUCUCCCUCUCCGACCGUCGGCGAGGCGAUUCAGAAGUACUCGACUAUCUGGCGUCGCCCUGAUGGCCUGUUCCUGAGCUACAAGCACCGUCACCAGCUCAAGUGCGUCGACUUGAUCGUCGUCACGGACUCGGAGGGCAUUCUCGGUAUCGGUGACCAGGGCGUCGGAGGCAUCCUCAUCUCGAUGGGCAAGGCCAACAUCUACACGCUCGGCGGCGGCAUCGACCCAUCCCGAAUCCUCCCCGUCGUGCUCGACGUCGGUACCGACAACCCGGCCCUGCUCAACGACCCGCUCUACCUCGGCCUGCGCCGCAAGCGCAUUCGCGGCGAGAAGUACGACCAGUUCGUCGACAAGUUCUGCGACAUUGUGCGCGAGGCAUACCCGCAGGCGAUGCUCCACUUCGAGGACUUUGCUGUCGACAAUGCGUCGAGGCUUCUGCAGAAGUUCCGCCCCAAGCAGUCGUGCUUCAACGACGACUCGCAGGGCACCGCCGCAGUUGUGCUCGCGGCGCUCGUCUCGGCCGUCAAGGUCGCGAAGAGCGAGCUCAAGGACCAGCGCAUCGCCAUCCUCGGCCUCGGCACCGCCGGUCUCGGCAUCGCCGACGGCCUGCGCACGGCGCUCAUGACCGAGGAGGGCCUGUCGUCGGACGAGGUCCGCCAAAUGUUCUACUGCGUCGACCGCCCGGGCCUCCUCACCUCGGCGCACUCGGAGCUCCUUCGCCCGGGCCAGGAGCACUUCAUCCGCGACGCCGACGAGGUCUCGGCUUGGGCUCGUGACGAGAACGGUCGCAUCGACCUCCUCGAGACGGUCAAGCAGGCCAAGCCGACCAUCCUCAUCGGCUGCUCGACCCAGUCGGGCGCGUUCACCGAGGAGGUCGUCAAGGAGAUGGCGAGCCACGUCGACCGCCCGAUCAUCUUCCCGCUCUCGAACCCGACUCGUCUCGCCGAGGCCGACCCGGCCGACAUCAACAAGUGGACGCACGGCAAGGCCCUCAUGGCUACCGGCUCGCCCUUCCCUGCCGUCCUCAAGCCGGACGGCAAGCUGCACAAGGUCGCCGAGGCUGUGCGUCCCUUUCUCCCUCUUUGGAGCCUCAUCUACCCUGGUUUCGGCCUCGGCGUCAUCGCCGCACGCGCAACUCGUUUCACCGACAGCAUGAUCACCUCGGGCGUGAGCGCGCUCGCGCAGCUCUCCCCAGCACUCGAGGAUCCCGCCGAGUCGCUCUUGCCCGCACUACACGACCUUCGUCACGUCUCGGUCAAGGUCGCGGUCGCAGUCGCCAAUGCCGCUCGGGCAGAGGGCGUCAGCCAGAUCCAGCGCGACGACCCCUUUACCGAGGAGGAGGUUCGCCGCAUGCAGUGGGACCCUGUGUACCGUCCCCUCGAGCUCGUGGACGUCUGA